AAUUUGAAUUCCCGCGACCCUGGAAGGCUGAAACUCCGGUGCUGAUCCGAGCCCACUUUUGAAUAUCCAAAAGCCGCCGAAGAAAAUCACCCUCUUGACCCCUCAACGGUCCGUCCCUCUCUGAAAAAAAUUGAAACAGAUUUGAUUUUCUCAGAGCUGUUCAAGAAAAUGUGCUCGUUUGUUUCUCGAGAAUCCGAUUCCAGCGACAAACAAUUUUACUCCCGCAAAGAAAAAUCGCUGGGACUCUUGUGCUCCAAUUUCUUGAGGUUAUACAACAGUGAUGGCGUUCAAUCAAUUGGGCUCGACGAUGCUGCUACCCGAUUAGGAGUGGAGCGCCGCCGGAUAUAUGAUGUGGUCAAUAUAUUGGAGAGCGUAGGAGUUGUAGCUAGAAAACAAAAGAACCAAUACUCGUGGAGGGGAUUUGAAGCAAUUCCUCUGGCCUUGAAGGAUCUUAAGGAAGAAGAUUUGGGAGAGAAUUUUGGACCUUCAGGUUGCUGUAACUCUUCACAGGGUUCAAGCGACAAUGAAAAUGAAGGUGCUUCCAGUGCAAAAAAUGAAGGGCAGAAGAAUUCUUCAGCGGUCUUUAAAACUGACAGCAAAAGAGAAAAAUCAUUGUGGCUUCUCUCUCAAAACUUUGUGAAGCUUUUCCUUCGUUCAGAUGUGGACAUGAUUACACUUGACAAUGCUGCAAGGGCAUUACUUGGUGAUGGCUAUGGUUCAACAGCUAUGAGAACAAAAGUUAGGCGACUAUAUGACAUUACUAAUGUUUUUGCUUCCAUGAAUCUAAUUGAGAAGACCCAUCAUCCGGACAGCAGGAAACCAGCAAUUAGGUGGUUGGGAUGGAGAGGAAAAGCCAGUUGUGGCUCUGGGAGUGCUUUGAAUCUGAAGGAGACACAAAAGAGGGAAUUUGGGACUGAGAUUACAAACUCCAACUUAAAGAGAAGGAAGGAGGAUUCUUUAAUGGCUUGGAGAUUAAGUUUGGUGGAGAAUACUCCAAGGCAUAUUAGAGAGUAUGAUAGUGAGAACAAGCAUAUCAAGAUAAAGUCAGAGCCGCAAUCAAAACAUGGCCCAAAGGAUUUUGUGUUUGGCCCAUUUAGUCCAGUCAGUAGGCCUGGAGAAGGUAAAUCUGGAGAAAAAAUUGUGAGACGCGUUCAGGACUGGGAGACCUUGGCUUCUACCCACUCUCCUCGGUAUUGCAAUCAAGCUAUGAGUAAACUUUUUGGCCAUUAUAUGGAGGCAUGGAAAUCAUGGCACAUUGAAAUUGCUGGAAAAGAACAGAUAAAGACAGAUCCUGAUAAAUGACCAACAGACCAAGUGAUCUUGUUCAACCAAUGUAAACGUCUUCUUCCCUGUUUUCUUUCUGACUUAUACAGAUGUAUUGUAUGGAAUUUUUGUUGGAUGCAUUUCCUUGAUGCUACCACCUAGAGAGCCAUUAACCUCCUUGCAUUCAUAAAUUGAUACAUCAUACUAGUGAUGGAUUUUCUCCUUGGUUUAAAAUUUGAAUCUCCUCUUUUCAACGGAGUCA
Messenger RNA from Tripterygium wilfordii, 1525 nucleotides. RefSeq names its product E2F transcription factor-like E2FF. The record is from RefSeq and is a predicted model, not a curated record. Gene Ontology annotation, molecular function: DNA-binding transcription factor activity, RNA polymerase II-specific; RNA polymerase II cis-regulatory region sequence-specific DNA binding. Gene Ontology annotation, cellular component: RNA polymerase II transcription regulator complex. Bases 169 to 1302 code for a protein of 377 amino acids. The transcript has 11 exons. Lineage: Eukaryota; Viridiplantae; Streptophyta; Magnoliopsida; Celastrales; Celastraceae. Gene Ontology annotation, biological process: regulation of transcription by RNA polymerase II.